AUGGCAGAGAUGAAGAUAUAUGCAUACUGCACAAUAACCAUGUUGCUUAUGGUGUUUAUCAGCACAAAUGCUCGGCAAGCAGACAGGUCCUGCAUAAACGAGCUUGUUCCUUGCCUUAACUAUCUCAACGGGACGAGGGAUCCUCAGGAUGAUUGCUGUGAUCCCCUGAAAUCGGUGAUCAAGUCGAAUCCAGAAUGCCUGUGUAGUUUGAUAACCAACAAGGGGACUAAGCAAGCACAGGAGGCUGGCAUUGAUGUUAAUGAAGCCCAGCAAUUGCCUGCUAGAUGUGGCCAGCAUGUCAAUCCCAUUUCCUGCCUUACUGAUUCAGGUUCUGUGCAUGGUCAAGUUCCACAUACUACAUUAAUGUCUAUACAAGUAUUUCAUCGUGGAUCUGCUGACUCGAAAAAGUCGGAUGAAAGUUCAGCGUCUCGAAACGGAAGGAUGGUGUUUUUUGUUGCAGCUUGGGCCAUCAUUAUUCAAGUUUUAUGGAUUUCUUCAUGA
Daucus carota subsp. sativus is the source of this 501-nucleotide messenger RNA. RefSeq names its product non-specific lipid transfer protein GPI-anchored 30. NCBI's taxonomy places the organism in Eukaryota, Viridiplantae, Streptophyta, Magnoliopsida, Apiales, Apiaceae. The coding region runs from base 1 to 501 and encodes 166 amino acids. The record is from RefSeq and is a predicted model, not a curated record. The transcript is spliced from 2 exons.